Fusarium odoratissimum NRRL 54006 is the source of this 2374-nucleotide messenger RNA. RefSeq lists its product as uncharacterized. Gene Ontology annotation, biological process: conjugation with cellular fusion. The record is from RefSeq and is a predicted model, not a curated record. The coding region runs from base 698 to 1534 and encodes 278 amino acids. Gene Ontology annotation, cellular component: membrane; mating projection tip. NCBI's taxonomy places the organism in Eukaryota, Fungi, Ascomycota, Sordariomycetes, Hypocreales, Nectriaceae. The transcript has 4 exons.
CGCGAGUAAAUAGGUGGCUGGGCACUACACCUCUGCAUCACCCACCGAAAAGUCCAGAGGUUGGUAGUUAUCCCAAAUCUUUCCCAGCCAUCGAAUAUCCGCCCAAUUGUCUGGUAUUGGUAUACGAAACUGCUCCGACUAAUUGACUGACUGACCGCUUCUCUCCUUUCCUUCUCUCCUUUUCUGAGGAGAUUCUCUAACAAAACCAAUAAGUCUUCACCCUCGUUAGCAGAACGUGUGAACUGAUCCUCAAGGCUCUUGAUUUAUUGUGGCCAACUCUCAACUUGACUUAACUUAACCUCCUUUAACAAGAUCUCACUAUUACAGGGCCCGGCUUUCGCUCGUUGUCACCAACCGUCGUCUUUAGCCCACAUACAUUCCAGUGUCGAUUGUCUACCGAGACAUCGAUUUCUCCCGUCCGCAUUCCACCGCUCCUUCACCUCGACAAGAACCAGUUGUUCCCGAGACAGAUUGACUGAUCCAGUGGAGGAAGUUCGGGGUCGAUCAAAGGAUCGCUUCCAGAGUGUUACGCGACCAAGCGGUAACAGAAAGAGCAAGGAAACCAAGUGAUAGCAGUCUUGAGAAACUCGUGUUCGUCACUCCCUAACUGGGGGACGAGCGCAGACGACUCAGUUGUUUCCCACCACUACUUCAACCGACAACACCUUGAAGGAGUGCAGGAUCAACAUCAUUCACGAUGGGUUCCGGGACGAGCAGCAGCAGCAGCUCGUCCUCUAGAAGGCAAAAAGUCCAGGUCGGCUGGUAUCGCUUCGUUCCAUUCCUCGGUUAUCACCAUGUAUUGAUGAUCCUUAUCGCCAUCGCCAUUAUUCUAUUAUCACUGCUUCUCGCUGGCUGUUCAUCGUCCUCGCCACUUAUCCCUGAUAUCUUCCUACUAUCUAUCUACUACAAGAGCUACACAGCAGUGCCCGAUACAGCCCAGGUCGACUACAACCUCCAUUCAGCUAUCGAGAACAUCGCAGGUGACGCUUCAUUGCAAGCUCGCGUUGGUUAUUUCGGUAUCUGUAUCAACCCCGACGGUGGUUCCUGGCUGUGCAGCAACAAUGCAACUGCACUGGCUAAGGAGGUUGAUGUGGACCAAGAUCCUCUCAACCUCAUCUGGCUGGCUGCUCAGUUCAAAGAUAUGAUUGUAUUCCCAUAUCUCAUUAUCAUCGCCAUCAUCUUUGCUUUCGUCUGCCUUCUCCUUCUCGCGACCUUCCCUGGAUGGCACGAGGAGACCGAUUCAGAAGGCUCUGACCGCGAAGUCAAGCCUUUCCCGUCUCGUCCCGUCUCCCAAAUUGCCCUUGCCCUGAUCUUCAUCUCAGCUAUCUUCGUCCUCGUAUCUGUGCUAUGGCAACAUACAGCGUCCGUAGCCGCCUCGGUUAUAGCCCAGGAUUUCGGAAACGGAGCUGUCAAGAGUGGUGUGGGUACCAGCGCCAUGGUAUUGGGUUGGUUCUCAUUCGCCCUACUGAUAGUCGUCACUAUCGGUCUACUCAUUAUGAUCCUCAGUAUAAGCGUUCUCAGUUCGAUGGUAUAGAAUACCUCGAAUUCACCUGAGUCAUCGCGGACUAUUGCGGACUAAGUUGUCGAAUAAAUGUACAUAUGUCGACUAUAAUCUUCGACACGAGGAUGGUAAGAUCAAAGAUGGUAAAGGAGGGCAUCAGCAUCGGAGUUACGGAAAUGAUUUUGUUUAUUUAAAAACGUUGAGCGAUCGGUUAUAAUUUCGGUCUUUCAGCCUUGACAUGGGACGGCACAGUGACACCGUACCGCAACGCUUUAUUCUAUUCACGAUAUAGCCUGACUCAUGACAUGAUGAGAUAUCGGAUAAUCGAUACGAUGGCCACUGAAAACAGAGGCUCCUCGGCCGAAACUCGGCAUGACCAUGAGCUGGAACGAUGAAGCGAAACGAGGAACGCACAUCUUUUUUGCAUAUAGACUGAGGGACCACACAGAAAACCGAUCUCUCAAGAUGAGAGACCGCGUGGAAUGGAUGCGCUACAAGAUAUGAUUUUUGAGACCACGAAUGGGAUGUGGUACGGGAAUAUGGGAUAUAUGUCUUGACGUGUGAGGAGGAAUGGGAAUUGUUUAUCGACAUGUAUUAUCAAGGCAAUUUAUUGUCACGCGUUUGCGAAAUUGAGGAUUUGGGUCUGAAUUUGAUCUUUGUUUGCAUUGCUGAUCACUUUCUAUGCUUCUUAUUUAUAGAUUGAACUUGCGAGUGUGUGUGUGUGUGUGCGUGAGAGAAUGUCGAGGGUUUCGACACCUUGAACGGGCAGGAUUUGAUGGGUGAAAAUAAGGGGAAAUAGCUGUGCUUCUAAUAGGUAGUGAUGAGCUCCUUCUUUACCGAAGAUCAUCGAAACAAUAAAUCAAGUUGCGAAUA